UUAAACAGCAUUCCCGGCAAAAUGCUGAAUUAGUCCGAUGAAAAACCACGCGAAAUCUCGUUAAUUACAGUUCAAACCCCCAUGAGACGCAUAUCAAAAUAAUCUACGAAAAACGGGCGAAAAUUUGGUGUGCGCCAUUUCCCGCUUUUCUUUCCCCCUAGUGAAAAAACUUAGGUUAAAUUAAAUGUCAAGACCCCAAUAGCACGCGUAUCGUUAUUCGAUUGUAAAGUCGGCGUUCCGGCGAUUCUCUGCGACCAAUCAGAAUCGCGCGGGAAACACUCGUGACUUGCGCCGGCCAAUCCUAAGCGCGCGAUUUGAAUUCCCUCUUCGUUCUUUGUGGAUGACGACAAGUUUUGUAUACAUUCGUUGGGUGUAAAGUGCUGUCAGUGUAAAAUAUCUUUUUAUCCAUGAUUUAAACAAAAAUACAACCAGACACAACGAACUGCCGUCAAAUAACGCAUCAAAGCUAAUCGUCAUGUCUGCCGUCAUGGACAUGUAUUUGAGCGCAUCCGAUUCAAUGUCAUUUCAAGACUUUUUGGACAUCGACAUUAAAUCCGAAAUAGAAUCGUUGGUCGGCGGUCAUAACGACUUUUCCGGCUUGAAUUUCUCAGAAUUGCCUCCAUUAGAAUUGGAAGACGUUUCUGAUAUAAAAUGGUUUUCGUCAAACUCGAACCAUUCAAAUUCCAGCUUAAAUUUAGAUUUUAACGGCGAAGAACGGACUACAAUGGUCAAUCCGAACGCCGUAAUGCCUGCUAUUUCCUUAGCCCAAAAUAUACGUUCGCCAUCACCUACGUUAAAAGAAAGUCAUUUAACAUUCUCUCCAUCCACUAUUAAAAUAACAACAAUGAAACAAGAAGCAAAUCAAGUGAAAAAAGAUCUAUUAAAACGAUUGAGUGACGAAGACAGGGAAGAUAAACCCCCUGUAUUGAAAACAAUAAGUAAAGUCACUCCAAUCAUUUCGAGACCUCCAGCUAGGACUAUAACAAAGCCGACUUUGUUAACUUUUAGAAAUACAAUUAAUAAACAAGUUAAUUCUUCAAUUACGGUAGCUCAAGUUAGUCACGUAACUACGGUUAAAACUGUAACUUCCACUAAUCGAAAACUAAACAAUAACCGAUUCAGUGAAGAUGGCGAGAGGAUUUACCCAAAGCCGGCGUACAGUUACAGCUGUCUGAUCGCAAUGGCGUUGAAAAAUAGCAGAUCGGGUAGUUUACCCGUCUCAGAAAUUUACAAUUUCAUGUGCAAACAUUUUCCUUACUUUAUAACGGCACCUAACGGCUGGAAAAAUUCAGUCCGACAUAAUCUGUCGUUGAAUAAAUGUUUCGAAAAAAUAGAAAAGCCUGCAAUUAAUGGAGCUCAAAGGAAAGGCUGUCUGUGGGCCAUGAACCCCGCUAAGAUCAGUAAAAUGGACGAAGAAGUCCAGAAAUGGUCCAGGAAGGAUCCUUCAGCUAUAAGGAAGGCUAUGAUCAAUCCUGAAAAUUUGGAACCAUUGGAAAGGGGCGAGUUGAAGUUUUCGUGCAGUUACGAUGAAGGAGAUACAUUCGGGGAUUCCUGUGGGAGUGCAGAGAGUGAAGAAGGAUCGGAUUAUGAAGAAGGACCGAAGAGGGAUUUCGAGUUUGUGAUCAAGGCGGAGAAUGAGGAUGGGAGCGAUUUCGAUAUUGAAGUUAGUAGUGAUCUUGAUGUUGAGGCCUCCGAUGAGGUGUACGAAGACAUAGAAGAGGAUCAAGAGAUGUUGCGAGUGGAAAUGGCGCUCGCUCAGAAGGAACUAAUGGAGUACGAAAAGCCCGUCAAUAGUAAGAGGCGGAGGACGUACAUAGUUCAGAAUUAAGUUGGUAUUUGUAUAAACAAAUUAUGUCGGUGUCCAUCUGGUCACACAUCUCCAUAAGUUAAAGUGAAGCUGUGUAAGAUUGGUGAUAAUUGUAAAUAAUUGUAACUUUCCUGCCCGUGUAUUUCUUAAGAUUAGUUGAUUCAUUGUUUUAUACUUGAAGACUGCCCUUUAGAUUUUUUUCAUUAAAAUCAACUAGUUUUAUGUUUUAUGAAACAAUGAAUUGAAAGAAGGAUUUUUGUUAUAUUUUCUUUGUACGCCUUGUGCUAUUUCCAUUGUCAGUCACACUGGCAACGUCGCAACUGCGAUUUUGAGCUGAAAUAGGUUACAACCGGACCCUUUAGAGGCAAAAGUCCACUAUUUCAUACAGCAGUGAGAGAAUGGCGAUGGAAACCGCACGAAGUGUAUUUUGUAAAAUUUCGUCAUUUUGCCAAGACAGUAUUUGGAAGUAGAUGUGGACUGAUGGCAAGAGCAAAAUUAAUCGAUCCAAAUGUGAAUGCCUGACAUUCACAUUUGGACCGUUUUUGUGUUUGUUUACAUACGUGCCUUUGCUCCAAACUCAAUUUUUAGGUCUGUAUUUCCUCUUGGUGGGACCAGUUCACAGAUUUUUUAUUUUGCUCUUAUUUUAUUCGCCACUUUUUAAUCUCACUUAAUGUAUCAUGUGAUAGUUUUCUCAUCCAAUUUGUGCUAAUUUCUUUGGCGUAUUAUGUUUUUUUCAGAUAGUAUUAAAAAAACACGUUUUUCAAUGCAGUCUGGACAAUUGAAAUUUACUAAUCAUCUGUAGUCUCGAUCGUCAAUGUAGGUAGGAUUUUUUUAAUUUUUUAAGAGCAAAAGAGAACAGACUUUAUUUUAUUAAAAAAUUCCUAGCUUUGAGUUGAAGCUUUUGUCAAAAAUUUUGUACUAUAUAAUUGAUUUUGUAUUUUUUUUAUUUUAACUUUAAGUAAUUUGUUAUAAGAUGAUGUACAAAUUUUGUUAGUUUUAAUAAAUCCUUGUAAAAAUAAAAUCGUCACUUUUUAAUAAUAAUUGUUUUGAUUUCCUACCAUUAGUGAAACAACAAACGGUUUGAAGCUAUUCAGCUUAUUUUUACAAGAGAUUAAGUCAUAAUUCAUAGAGUAGUAACUUGUAGGUCCCUAAUUUCCAAAUAAAAAUUAAUUUGUA
Molecule: messenger RNA, 2983 nt
Organism: Tribolium madens (black flour beetle)
Lineage: Eukaryota; Metazoa; Arthropoda; Insecta; Coleoptera; Tenebrionidae
Gene: jumu
Product: forkhead box protein P1
Exons: 3
Coding region: 476-1828 (450 amino acids)
Biological process (GO): regulation of transcription by RNA polymerase II
Molecular function (GO): transcription cis-regulatory region binding; DNA-binding transcription factor activity, RNA polymerase II-specific
Source: RefSeq, a predicted model, not a curated record